This is a messenger RNA of Scophthalmus maximus (turbot), 6333 nucleotides long. RefSeq names its product apoptosis-associated tyrosine kinase b (gene lmtkb). The transcript is spliced from 14 exons. Gene Ontology annotation, molecular function: protein tyrosine kinase activity; ATP binding. Lineage: Eukaryota; Metazoa; Chordata; Actinopteri; Pleuronectiformes; Scophthalmidae. The record is from RefSeq and is a predicted model, not a curated record. Bases 462 to 5504 code for a protein of 1680 amino acids. Gene Ontology annotation, biological process: peptidyl-tyrosine autophosphorylation; brain development.
GUCAGCACCUCGGACAGCUCCCGGCGGCUCCGACCGGAAACCGAGCGUUUAGAUUAGUAUUAGGAUUAUUAUUAUUAUUCUUCUUUGUCAUUCACGUGCGGAGGCGUCACGUGACCGAUCACAGAAUUUUCUGGGGGGUCGAUGUGACUGAAAUCCAAUUCGUGGAUCAACUUGUCAAACAGCCUCUUCAUCCUCCUGCAGGAGGCAUCUCAUCGACUCGUCUGAGGAGUGUGUGUGUGUGUGUGUGUGUGUGUGUGUGUGUGUCUGUGUGUGUGCGCGAGGGCAAGAAAAGAUGAAGCCGCAGCGGCCGCUUCGAGAGAUGAAGCUGCGUUCAAGGAAUAUCGGAGCUGCCUAGACUGUCGCCCUGCGGGUUUCUCUCUUUUCUUUCCUCUCUCUCUCUGUCUCUCUCUCCCUCUCUCUCUCUCUCUCUCUCUGUCUCUCUCUCUGUCGCCGGUCGGAAGAUGCUGCUCCUCCUGGUGACGGUGUCGUCGGUGGCGUUCGGCCGCGGCUUCGCCCUCAGCUCCCACUUCAGCACAGAUGGCGCGCCGCUGAGCGAGCUGUCCUGGUCGUCGUCCCUGGCCGUGGUGCUCGUCUCCUUCGCCGGCCUCUUCACCCUCGUCUUCCUCAUGCUGGCCUGCCUCUGCUGCAAGAAGGGCAAGAUCGGCUUCAAGGAAUUCAAGAAUGUGGACGGGGAGGAGUACCACGCAGACAUGUCCACCGUGGCCUCGCCGGCCUCCCAGGGCAGCCCGGACGUCUACAUCCUGCCCCUCACCGAGGUGUCGCUGCCCGUCGCCAAGCAACCGGCUCGCUCAGUCCAACUCCUGAAAUCCUCCGAGCUCAGCCGCCACAGUCUGCUCUACCUGAAGGAGAUCGGCGAUGGCUGGUUCGGGAAGGUUUUGCUGGGGGAGGUGAACGCAGGCCUGAACACCACCGAGGUGGUGGUGAAGGAACUCAACUCCAGCGCCAGUGUGCGGGAGCAGAUGCACUUCCUGGAGGAGGCGCAGCCGUAUCGCGUCCUCCAGCAUCCUGCGCUGCUGAAGUGUUUGUCCCAGUGCACCGAGGUCACCCCCUACCUGCUGGUGAUGGAGUUCUGUCCACUGGGCGAUGUGAAGAGUUACCUCCGGAGCUGCAGGACGGCAGAGACAAUGACCCCGGAGCCCCUGGUCCUCCAGCGGAUGGCCUGUGACAUCGCCUCGGGACUGUUGCACCUGCACAAACACAACUUCACGCACAGUGACUUGGCUCUGAGGAACUGCUUGUUGACAGCUGGCGUCUCGGUGAAGAUCGGAGACUAUGGUCUGUCCCACACCAAGUACAAGGACGACUACUACGUGACGUCAGAUCAGAUGCACGUGCCGCUGCGCUGGAUCGCCCCGGAGCUCGUGGACGAGGUGCACGGGAACCUGCUGGUGGCCGACCACACCCGACAGAGCAACAUCUGGUCUCUGGGUGUGACCGUCUGGGAGCUGCUGGAGUUGGGCACUCAGCCCUACAGACACUACUCGGACCGACAGGUGCUGGCCUACGCCGUGAGGGAGCAGCAGCUGCGACUGCCCAGACCGCUGCUCAACGUUCCCCUGGCUGAGCGCUGGUACGAGGUGAUGCAGUUCUGCUGGCUCCAGCCUGAUCAGAGGCCCAACGCCGAGGAAGUCCACUUGCUGCUCAGCUACCUGUGUGCCAAGGGGGCCAGCGAGGCGGAGGAGGACUUCGAGAGGCGCUGGAACUCACUGCGCCCCAGCACUGGAUUCAACAGCCACCACGGUGCCUCUGCGAUGUCACAAGACCACCCGUCGGCGCCCUCGUCCUCCUCGUUCCCUCUCCUCGAGCAGUUUUCAGCAGGCGACGGCUACCACUCUGAGUCUGGGGACGACAUACUAACGGUCACCGAAACCAGCCACGGCCUGAACUUUGAGUACAAGUGGGAGCAGGCCAGGGCGGACCAGUGCUACAGAGCCCAGGACUCUCCCAGUUCCCUGGAUCAGGUCAACCAUCAUUGUCAGGAAGCAUUUUACCCACCAGGGGGCAUCGUGGGAGGCUGCCCUAUGGAGAGCCUCAGCCAUGGAGUUUCUCCUUCUUACUACCAACCAAAACAUCUACAUGCUCCCGGCGUACUUCCUGUCCUCAGCGCCCACAGCCCCUCAGUGAGCAGUGAAUACUACAUUCGCAUCGAAGAGCCCGUUGAUUGUAACAUUGACCUGGACUACACCAUGUGCUCCUACAGCCCGGAGUAUCAGGGCAGCAGUGGGAGCUUCCUCACCGGGAGCGCGGACUCAGGAGAGUGCAUGGUCUGCCCGUCACAAGCCAAGCACAUGGGCAUGGAUCCCUAUUGGUCAGCAGACAUCCAUAAGUCAGACGUGUACGAUUCCAAUGACUCGAGUCCUGCGAUCUCCCUGACGAUGGAGCCCCUUUUAGGGCAAGUGUCUCACAACAGCCCACUGCGACCCUGGGAGUCUAGUCACUAUGUGUCCUAUAAAGACAGAGACGGGGGUUACUACUAUGAGCACUCACCACCUUUGGGAAUAGAGCAUUAUCUGAUUGGAGGCGAGCGGUCUCGUGGGCACCACCAGGAAAGCUGGGGGUCAAGGAGCUUGCGUCAGGCCUUGGGUGAGUUGGAGAACCCACUUGGUACCAGUAUCGCCCCCUCUGUAAUCACCCCCCCUCAACAGGCCUACAGAGACACAUACCUGGACACGAGUCAGACGUCCAUCAUAGGAAAGAACGUGACCGGGGGUUACUACGACAUGAUGGGCUCGCUCCGGAAGACCAUGCCCAGCCACACGAGGCACAACAGCCACUCUGUCAGUAUCAACAUGGAGACAGAGGGGGCGCUCUUUGUUGGGCACAGAGACAGCGAUUCAGAAGAGGAAGAAGAAGAGGACAUAUUUGUCGAGAGACACACCUGCAACACUUGGCCUUCAAAACACCGCCACAGCAGCGCGGGUCACCACCGACGGGCGAGCCACAGCUGCAGACAGGACGCUUAUGUCGAUUUCCACUACACAAUGCCGAGUACGGACAUCGAAGACUCCUGGCCGGAGGAGCACAGCCUGCACUUCCGCUCUCUGCCCAAACCUGUCGACUAUCUCGAGCCCCACCAGGCCAAAGACAAUAGUGCCUGCCUCAGUCUGAGCAAACACCAUGCGGUGGUGCCUUCAGACAACUGCAACACCUACAUCUACCUGUGCCACGAGGGCGAGACUCAGGGACCAGCAGCUGGCGAGUGCUGCCACUCACUCUUCGUCGACCCACUCACUGGUUUGCUCGUCAGAAACAACAGCUACAGUCACAGCUACAGUCACAGCAACUACAUCAGAGACACGCUCGUUGACACCUCGUGCAAUGAGGAGGAGAUGAUCAAUCUGUCGCCGGCUCCGGGGGGUCCCAUUGUGGCCAAACCUUCCUUGAUAAAGACUGAUGACCCCGGAGAGCAGUACGUUGACCUCACAACUGAUGACACCCCACUCAAAGAGAAGCGGGAGGAAGUAAUCAAGGAAAACCUAAUCAUGCAAAACCCGGCAGAGCCUAGAAAAGAGGAGGUGACGCUGACGAUGAUGAGAAUCAACCCACCUCCUGCGGACAACAUGCACGUGAUGGUGGCCCUCGCGGAGCCUCAGUCGGACUUGAGUCCCACCGAAGAUAGCGGUGUGGACCGAGGCAGCUCCAGCACUUGUCUCGCCGACAUCCUGGACUGCAGCGACGGUGACGAGGAGGAUGACAUCACAGAGGACAUCACCGACGUUACCUCGGGCAUCUUUGCCGACGAGUCCAGCGAGCUGAACGCUUCUCCGGCCUUCAAGUCUCUGCAGAAGCAGGUAGGAACUCCCGAUUCCAUGGAUUCCAUGGAUCUACCAUCUGCAGCUGGGUCUUGUGAAGGCUUCAGCCCUGCCUCCUCCCACCCGUCCAGCUCACCCAAAGCUAUGGACAGUGGCUAUGACACAGAGAACAAUGAGAGUCCUGAGUUUGUGCCCAAAGAGCCUCAUGAACCCCGCGAACAACCUCUGGCAAAGCCGACCCUUGAUACAAGCCUGGAGGAGGACGAGGUGCUGGAGGAGCACGGAGUCGAGGCCAAGGAGGAUGAUGAACCAUCACUGGGUGAAGAUUUGGCCUCAGGAGCCUCCCAGACAGGUGACCACAUCUUUUCACCACUAAGUGAUAAGACCCCAUACAGGGACUCUGCUUACUUCUCAGACUACGAGAAUGAGAGGCAGUCCAGGGAAGAAGGUGAAGAAUUGUCCGAGAGAGUAAGAGAUGAUCAAACUGUUGAAAUGGAACAUGAAAUGGAAGAAAAGAAGGGUGAGAAAAGGAAGAAUGAAGACGAGGAAGAACUCCAGGAUUCUACAGCAAACAAAGACAUGAAGGUGGAAAUGAAUCACAUGUUAAAAGAGGGAACAGAAACCUCUUCUCCACCAGAGAUGGAGGCAUAUUUGACAGAGGAGUGUGGCCAGGAGGAAGAAUUGGGGCUUCUUCUGGAGUCUGCUGAGACUGCCUCAAUAACCGAGGGGGGACUGGAUGAAUGGCCAUCCCAGGAGGAGAGCUCAUCUCUGGGAGACUGGGCAGCAGAGGUGGUGGGGGCCAUGGAAGAAGCCCUCGGGGCCCUGAAUGGAGAUCCUACCCCCAGCGUCGAGGUGGAGCAGGAGGACGCGGAGGCCGUGGAAGCCUCAGAAACCAAAGAGGAGCCAUCGACCAAGACGAUUCAGAACAGGACAUCGGGGACAUCCAGUGAAAUCCUGCACACUUUACCCAAAGACGAGGUGGCGUUGCAGCACACGGCAAACACCAGACGGUUUUCCUCUUCCUCCCCUCCGCCCCCGUCCGUCCCUCCUCCUCCGCUCCCUGACGGCCGAGGGUCUCCGGCGGACGGGGAAGAGGCGGACGAGGAGGACGGCGACACGGACGACAGCGAAGAGUCCGACGAGGAGCUGCGGUCCUACAGUGUGCAGGAGCAGAGCGGCGGGGAGGAGAGCGAGGAGGAGUGUCACCCGGUGCCCGUCGUGGUGAGCGACGACAGCGAAGCCCACAAACUGCGCAGCCUCCUCAAGGUGCCGACGCUGCUCACCACCGAGAACCCGGAGGAGGAGGAGCUCGAACGCAAGAAGAAGACUGUGUCUUUCUUCGAUGACGUCACCGUCUAUCUGUUCGAUCAGGAAAGCCCAACUAAAGAGCUGGCGGAGCACGACUUCCCCGUGGGAGCAGAGGGUCCGAGUUCACCGAACAAAUCCAAAGAGAGAGUUAACGCCUCUGACGACUCCUCGGAUGGGAACAUCUCCGAAGAGAGUGCAGGGUACGAGUGGGAGGACGACUUUCCCCUGUUGCCUCUGCCCACAUCCUCGGGGGCGUCCGACUCCCCGCCCACCCGCUCCGUGCCCAAAGCCCCGGACGCCAAACCGGCCGCGCAGUUCUCCCGCUUCACCGUCUCCAGCGUGUCCCGGUUCUCCAUCACUCACAUCUCCGACUCCGAUAUGGACUCAGCAGGCGGAAGCAGCGAGGACGGAGAGAAAGAGUGACGAGCUGCGGACGCUUACUGCCUCUCUUGGACAAAACGGCUGCGAGCAUGACUUGUGAUUUUAUUUCAUCUGACAUCAGGUUUUUAGAAACACAGAGACUGUGCCUCACCGCCCCGUGGACACUUUUUUGAAAAAGGCAUAAGUCAUUACCACAACGCAGGACCGACCUGAAGCUGUUUAGAGAAUAUGGUAAAAAUAGUAUGGUUAAUAUAUGAGGAUUUUACAGAAUAUUAAUAUAUACUGGAUGUGAGGAAUCGACGAAAAGCAGGGAGACAUUUUGUAAGUUGAAUUCCGCACAUGUUUUCCAAACGGGAGAACAAGCAUCACGUUCACCAACUCUUUCUUUCUUUUGUUGCUGUUUGACGAAGGAUCAGCAUCAUUUUGAACGAGAAUGUACGGAUCCACAGACUCGGUACUUUGUUGGAAACUGAAAAAUUCCUUAAGGUAUCACAAGUAAUACGAUGUUAAUAUUUGGAUUCAUUCAGAGACAAAGAUCACACUAGUUUACAGGAAAUGGAAUGGAAUGGCUUCCUGUUUGGCUACAGAGUCUUAUCCUGUGAAAACAGCUGAGCGAACCAGGACAACCUAGUGAUAUAUAUAUAUAUAUAUAUAUAUAUAUAUAUAUAUAUAUAUAUAUAUAUGUAUCAUUAGGAUCACUGUGGCUCAUUCUCUCCACUUGACCGAGGCGCUGACAUCAUCACCGCCGCCGUCGUCACGACCAAUCAACCCCCAUUGUUGUAAAUCAGGCACUACACACCGUCACCAUGGCAACAAGAAGUGAAGAAAGUGGUUUGACGGAUUAUUUUUCAGAUAAAGCAAUGACGCAUGA